This is a messenger RNA of Lethenteron reissneri (Far Eastern brook lamprey), 5264 nucleotides long. Its product is annotated as tumor necrosis factor alpha-induced protein 3-like. The record is from RefSeq and is a predicted model, not a curated record. Lineage: Eukaryota; Metazoa; Chordata; Hyperoartia; Petromyzontiformes; Petromyzontidae. Gene Ontology annotation, cellular component: nucleus; cytoplasm. Gene Ontology annotation, biological process: protein deubiquitination involved in ubiquitin-dependent protein catabolic process; cytoskeleton organization; positive regulation of Wnt signaling pathway. Gene Ontology annotation, molecular function: K63-linked polyubiquitin modification-dependent protein binding; cysteine-type deubiquitinase activity; DNA binding.
UUUGAACGAGGGGUUCUGGUUGUAAGCGUUGUGACCGCCGAUGGCAGGAGCGUCUUACUAAUAAUACAGCACACUCCUGCCUGGGUGGUCAUUAGUAGUUGUGGCAACGUCAAUCCGCCUCUUAGGCAACAACGCAGAGUUUGCACGUUUCGUUUCUAUAGUGGGACCACGCGUUGAUGCUACGUCUGAGUGAACAAUCAUCCCAGUGACUGUCAACAGAGGACUUUAUCAGCCAGACAAAAGCCACUGCAAAAGCAGCAGCAUCAACCAAACCCUUCAUCACAUUCACACUUUCAAGAGAUGGGAGUUCUCGAUUCUGGUCCCCGUCGUUGUAUCUUGCGUCCAGCAGCAGCAGCAGACGACCUGGUGGCAGCAGCGAUGACGACGACGGUGUCAGAGGUCGCGGCCGACGUGAAGAAUUCGCUGCCCAAGAGUUUCAGUAGCUGCAACCUGGUGAGGGCCACCAGGCUCAGAGACGCCGUGGCCGAUGACCUCCGCGGAGGUCGCGAGCCGUGCUUUGGUGGCAUGCACACCCGCUCGGUGGCCCUGUUCGGCAUGGGAACGUACAGCGACGGCUUGAGGAGGCAACUGGAGAGGCAUCUGCUGGAGAUGGAGAUGCAGGUGGAGCUGGAGAGGAGGAGGCUUCUCAACUGGUGCCCGCAGACGAGGCGUCUGUACGCCCUGAAAACUCCCGGCGACGGGAACUGCUUGGUGCAUGCGGCAUCGCUGGCCAUGUGGGCCGUGUCGGACUCGGAGUGCACGCUGCGAUCCGCCAUGCACUCCUCGCUGUGCGACCCGGGGCUCGCCGCAAACUUCCGCCGGCGCUGGAUGAGGAGCCGCGCCUCUGCCGACGGAGCGGAGGAGCUCGGAUUCCGAUAUUCCACACGGGACUGGGAGGAGGAGUGGAGCAAGGUGGUGGAGAUGUCUAGGCCUACGGAACACUCGUCGCGUGACGGCUUCCGCUUCCAGUCACUGGAGGAGAUCCACAUCUUCAUCCUGGCCAAUGUGCUGCGUCGACCCAUCGUCAUUAUCUCAGAUGUCGUGCUGAGGAGUCUCGCCAGCGGGUCCACCCUGGCACCGCUCAACAUAUCCGGGAUCUACCUGCCCCUCAACUGGCUCGCGAGCGCAUGCUACCGCUACCCGCUCGUGCUGGGCUUCCACAACGGACACUUCGCCCCCCUCGUCUGCAUGCAGGACGGCCCAGCCGCUGAGCAGCGCAAGCAGCACGCGUUCCCACUGGUGGACAGGCACCGCGCCACCCUCCCCCUGCAGUUUCUCCUGCCCGAGGAGGAGCAGAACAAGACGUUGCUGCUGCAGGAGUACAUGGACACUCAGGAGGUGGCGAUGCCAGGCCAGAGAGCCUCUCCCCCCAUCCUGAUGGCAAGGUUGCCACCUGUGAAUACCGGCGACGACCUGGACCUGGUGAGCGACUACCGGGAGGUGGUGGAACGCAAAUUCCGCGCCGGCACGGUCCGGGCGCCAACCUCUGCCCUCCGAGCUCCGGUGGCCCGGCGCGCGGACGACGCCGCCGCCAACACGAUGUACUCGGCCACCAACGAGGCGUGCAGCACGCCGGGCUGCGGCUACAUGCGCUCCGUCCACACGGGCGCCUUCUGCCACGAGUGCAUCAGCAAGCUCCGCGCCGGCAGCGCCGGUGUUGUCGGCGGCACCGGCGGCAUUGGCGACGUGGCGGGAAGGAGGGCGCUCGCGACGACUCCACAUUUGGAAGCCCCAGAAGAGACGGAAGCUCGGGAGGCGGAACGCCUGGGUGCCGCGGCGGCACCGCCGUCGCCGACCGGCGUCUUGCCGUCGGCGCCAGAACUUCCGGCGCUCCUCGUGGAACCGAGCGGUAUGAAGUGCUCCUCGCCCACGUGCCCCUUCACAGGCGAUCAGCUCCUCGCGGGCUUGUGCCAGAACUGUUUCCACCUCCGGCAGGGACGCCGCUCGGCCAGCGAAAACGUCGGCGGUAGCGGCGCCGGCGCCGCCGAGCCUCCGACCGCCGCCAACGCCGGCGGCCACGCCCCGGAGCGCCGGCGCGAGGAAGACGCGCACGAACGCUGCAGCGGCUGCGGGGAGGGGGCGGCGCUGGGCAGCAUCGCGCUGUGCCAGGCGUGCGUCGACAAGCCGUCGCUGGCGCCGACGAUCCGCCGCGAGGAGGGAGGCCGCGGGGCCGCCGAGCCGGCGCGCGGAUCGGCGGGGGGGGCGGCGGCGGCCGCGGUCGCCGCGACGUUGGAAGCGCCCAGAAGCGAGAAGUGCAAGACUCCCGGCUGAUUUUUUGGGACGGCGACGAAGGAGUUUUACUGCACCAUCUGCUUCCUGCAGUACUUGGAGAACAGAGCGGCGGACGAGAUGCAGCCAGGCGGCCAGUACGCCGAGCCUCCCAGAGGGCCCCCGGCCGCAGGGCCUGCGAGGCAAGAGGGGGGCCGGGUUCAGUGCGUCACGCUCGCCUGCCGGCAACUCGGCAAAGCCAGGCUGGACGGCUGCUGCACCGAUUGCUACCUGAACAGGGCUUCCGAACGCGAAGAGUGGGAGCCAGCCCUGGAGCUCAGAGCGGCUCCGGCAGCCGCCCCCAAGUGCCGCACAGAAUCCUGCGCGGACGACGCGACCGCGGGCGGCGCCCUGUGCGCCGCCUGCCGGCGCAGGAACGAACAGCUGCGGCACACUCACCCGCAGCGGCUGCAGCGGAGGCAGACGUCCGGGGCGGCGGAUCGUCCCGCUGAGCGCGAGCCGGUGGUCGCGCGCCGGAACAAGUGCCGGGCUCCCGGCUGCGAGCACUACGGCAACGGCGGCUGCAACGGCUACUGCAACGAGUGCCACGCGAUGAUCCAGCUGUACGGCCGGUGAUAUGCGGGCGGGCGCACGACCCUGAGAUUCACAGCGUGGUUGACGGCGGCCCGGUCACUGUGCCGAGUCCCUCUACCGGAUUGGGCUGGCCCCGUAGCGGCGGUGGCGGAGGGCGGAGGACACCGGGAGAAGACGUUCGAGGUGCUGGCGUCGGAGCCGAUAUGAGGUGGCGCAUAGGUGAGAUGGAUCCGGCAGGAACGCCCACAGUGACGGCGUUAGGUGUAAGCGGCUGGUUUCACGAGAAAAAAUAGGGCGCAUCAAUUAAGCAGCGGUUGUUUUCGGGUCGUGCCGCGCGCCGUUUUGGGUGUGCGAUGUCCCGACGGGAACUGAACGACAAGCGGUCACGACCCGACCACGUCCACGAGCUGGAACGGCACGACCGCGAACACCAACGCCGCGGUAGAAUGUUUGCCAUUGAAGUGUCUACGCUUCACUCAAGGUGGCGCGACAAUUUGUGGCGAUCUGUUCACCGGACAGUCCUCGCGAUUAAAUCGGCUGUGCUGCCAUUCGUGCCGGGGUGAGCAUGGUGGUCCGGAGAGCACCGCCUCGUGGAAUCAGAUCCGGAUCAUGACUCUACAUCGCUCACGGAUCAUUCAAAUGAGCCCCAGUUUGUGGCACGUGUAGCAGUGGUUUUGCCAUGGAAGUCAAGAAGCAUACGUGGCAGAGGAGAUAUUUAUUGCUGAGCCACCCGACACUACUUUGAGUUGUAGUUUUAUUUUUUUACACAAGGUUACGCAUACAAAUUGCAUCUUAAAAUACUGUCGGAUUUCUGCCAGAGAAACCACAGAGGAUGUUUCGGGGGGGGGGGGGGGCGGGGGAGGAAAGGCAGCCUAAACCUGUGCAAAUAAAUUCCCAAGCUCUGCGGUCCUUAAGUUGGAUGUUUGGCCAACCCAAUGAGCGGAGUGCUGGGAAUAAAUGCGCGCGCAUGCGAGGGGGUGGUGGAUUUUGUUUCUGAUUUGGUGCUGUUUUCAGUUGGGACCAUAAUAUACAUGGCGGGGGAGGGGGGGUCGUGUUCCAGUGGUGUUCAGUGCACAUAUAUGUGAAUAUACAUUCGGAGAGCCCAAUCACUAUGCAUAUGGAAAAGUGAAGUUACAGUUUUGUGGGAUCACUCAUCAAAUUGGUGCCUUUUGCUGUAAAUGUCUCCAGCUGGGAAUCUCACUCCACUCUGUCCAUAACUUACGGGUGAGGAGGGGUUGCUCAGGUUUCAUUCCUCUCUGCGUCUCUGCCUUUAUUACACUGUGACUGUGUGUGUGUGUGAAUAUAAUUAAUGUAAAGAGGUGUUCAUAUAAUAGCAAAUGUCACACCCCAAACCUCACGACCCAACCUUAACCUGACCUCUCAAUUGUUUUGCCAUCUCUCGCCGUGAUUUCGUCAUCUGCGACUGGGCAGGCGAUUCGUCAUUCGCACGCGCUGCGUGCGUCACAGACUUAGCACACAAACAAAACGGAGUGGCUAUUUCUGGUGCAGUAGACAUACACAAAGAAUACGACAUGUUGAUACGUUCAUUCGCGUCAAUACUUUUGCUCACGUGCAACUGUCCCGGUGAGACCGGUUGAGCAGACGCGAAUGAACGCAGGUGUAACAAUACCCAGCACGAGUAGGGACACUCUCAUGCUGGUGCAUGAGUGGUCGGCACAGCGGACUUGCAAUGCAGAGGUCACCGCUUCGAUCCCAUCUCCGGACGCGGCAGUGUGGAGCAACGGGAGAGCGAGUUUAUCGUUUUUGUUCAAUCGAACCCCUGCCCGACUCUAACCCAACGCAAACGGGGUUCACCACAAUCAGGUCGUUUACGGUGGGUUAAAGCGUGGGGUACUCCCACGCCAUCUGGGCAGGCGUGGAAGAGUAGGCCAAUUACCCCGUUCGAGGGGGCUGCCCAGAGCUGAUCUCUUGAGAGGAGGCCGCUGCCACCAGCAGCGAUGCGAGCGAGCGAUGUUGCAGGGGCUGCUCCUUUUCCAGUGCUGACCAGGCAGGCAGGACAAACGAGGCAAUACAAAUGAGAAAACAUGGAUCCUUGAGUAGCGAUUGACCCUGACAAAGGUGAAGAUUCAUCCAUCAGGACGCCAAGCGCAGAGGGAUGGGUCUUUACAUGCCCGUGAUUUAAACACCGCAGCUGCAGCGCGUCGCAAAGACAAAGUGGUAUCUUGUGAGCUUAGGGAGGACAAUACGUUCUCAUCACCUGGGUUUGAAUUGCAGCAACGAACCAUUGCAAAAUAUUGCACAUUUUAUUUGUUCAUACGUAUGUAUAUUUUGUUUGUUUUUAAACAACCGUUUGCAACACUGUUGAGUAAUAUACACACGCGCGUUGCAAUUUCUGUCAAUUUAGUUUGUUUACGUACAACUGUUUUGCAUAGUAAUUUAAUUCCUUAGCUAUAACGGGGACUGUAAAUCUGAAUUAAACGAUUGCUGUUGGCAAGAAAGUC